GGGCGCGGCGGGCGGGGGGCGUGGUGGCGGAUGAACUGGGAAAAGCCACCGCCCGCGGGGACCUGCAGCGCCUCAGGGAGCUGCUGGACGGAGCGGCGGACCCCAGCUCCCUCAACUCCUACGGCAGGACCCCCAUGCAAGUAGGAAGGCGGACUAUUGGCAGCUGGGCGAGGGCAGCGACCCUCCGUCGCAGCCCCGGGGCAGCAGCGGGCCCUCCGGUGCCCCGGAGGCGGCCGUGCCCCCGUCACUGCGCUGGGCUGCUGUCGAGGCGGUGUGGCACAGGGGUUCUUCUCGCCUCUCUGGGAAGGAGAAAGGCUUCUCUGAUGACGGCCACAACAGGGAGGUUUUAGUCUUAGCAACCCUUUACUUUAUUUGAACCGAGAUAGGAUGACUCAAAUCCAAGAACUUUAAUGCUCAUCUCGCAAUAAACGUGCAAUAAAAUAUGGCAACUCACGUUUGCAGAAAUAAUGUCCCCUUCGUUAUACCUCGUCUUCUGCUUUAUACGACUGUUAGUAUUUUUUGUCAGUUUUAUGGAAAAAAAAAAUAUUCUGUGGCUCCCACAAACAGAAACACCCGGUCACGAUAGCCUUGCCCAGGUGACGCUGCAGGUAGACAACGAGCAAUCCCUGUGGGGCUCUGUCUGCCCACAUUUUAUGUGAACGUGUGGGUAGAGAUAGUGCCCUGCGGUGUAGUAGAGGUUAAAUUUUUUAAGGCUGAGUUAAUUUUCGAGGUGGUUUUAGACAGCAGAUUUUAUUUUUCUUAAAAUUUCAAAAUAAAACGAAACUGGAAUAAUCUGAGAAGCUAUAUAUAAGUUUUCCUGCCAGUCCUUGUGAAAUCCUCUCCUACAAAAUGUCGGUGGGAGCAUUUCACUCGAAACAGGUAUUUCUCGCCGUCCUCCAGUGCUUUUGCUUUUUUGUUUUUGGGGAUGUUUUUCCCCAAUUUUUGCAGGAGGGACUCAGCCCCUGAACUCACUGCUGGGUGCGCUAGGGGAGACUUUGAAAAUGGUGAGCCCGAGAUGAAGGGCUGCCGGACAUGUUUGCCCUGUCCUGGACAAAUGGGUCAGCAAAGGUUCAUUCCCUCCGGGAGAGGGAAGCGCGGGUGCGGCACCGCAGACACGGUGCAUUAUGCCCUGCAUUACGCGUCUGCCCUUGCCAAGGAUACCGUGGAGAAAUGCCACCCACGAGUGGAACGACGGCGGUCCCCGCGAGCUGCUGCACCGGCACAGUCCUGCAGGGACCAGUGCAAAGCAACUUCGACUUGCCCUGGCUUUCUGUGGAAGCGCGUCAGCAGAAGGGCGGGUCCCUUCCCCGGGUUCAUCUGCUCCGAGCCUACCGACCCCCGCCGGCUCCUGUCGCGGAGCAGCCCCACUGUGCAUCCACACACCCCGAUCCCGACAGGGGUCCCGCACAUCUCUGCCCUACCUGUUCCUUCCUGUCCCCUGGCGUGGAUAAAGAAGUUUUCCCAAUUCGGCACAGCUCCCCCGACGGGUACAUGUUCUCCACCGUUCGUGGCACGUCUGGAGCCGAUCUCUAUGCUUCUCCCGCGGACUUUCAUCUCCUUUCCACUGCGGAUCCCCUUUCCUUCGGGGAGAGAGGAAGCUUGAGCUCUACAGCGGCCGCUGCAUCCCCGCAGGUGAUGAUGCUGGGCAGCCCGCGGGUGGCCGAGCUGCUGCUGCGGCGCGGAGCCGACCCCAAUCGCCCCGACCCUCGCACCGGCUGCCUCCCGGUUCACGACGCGGCCCGCGCCGGCUUUCUGGAGACCCUGGCUGUGCUGCACCGGGCCGGGGCGCACCUCCACCUGCCCGACGGCCGCGGCCGCCUGCCCCUCGACGUGGCGGCGGGGGGCCCGCACGGAGCGGUGGGGCGAUACCUGCGCGACCCGCGGCUCCGCGCCUAACCUCUCCCCGAGCAUCCCUUCCCCAAAGUUACUGCGCGCGCCCGACUCGGACGACACCAAGUCGAACAGUAAUCAUGCGAUGCUGAGGAAUAAUCCCGGAUCUGAUUUCCCUGUUGGCAUGCACAAAGGGAAAUAUUCUUUGCUCAUGCCUGAAUAUUAUCCUGCACUGGAAAUGCUAUGGCUCUCUGCACGUCCCCUUUUUCACACAAGAAUCCAAACACUGAAGAGAAAUACGAAAUAUGAAGAACAAAAUAUGAAAUAUGAAUUAAGAAAAUACUAAAUGUGAAAAUAUUAAAUAGCAAAUACUGAAUAUUAAAUAUGAAGGAAAAUCCCCACACAGAGAUAUGGUACUAUAAACCCUUCCUCUGUUUUGAUGGGGCUGUCUGGACUUCCUCUUCCACAGGGGCUCCCCACUCACACUUGCUAGCCUUCCAUCUGAAGAAGAUGGGAGAGGCUUCAGUGUUGCCCUGUCCCAACAGCUCCCUGUUUGAUUUUGGUUAAGCUGAGCUGAAGGAGUGCUGAAGCCAAUCUGCCUCUCUCUGGCAAAACCGGCUGGACAGAAGGAUCAGUGCUUCCUGGUGUGAUUGCAACUUUGGUAAAUACCUCCUUAAACAGAUCCUGUGCAUGUCUGUACACAUAUUCACAGUGCAUCCUUGGCUCUCCUUGUGUAGGCUGCAGGCAUGAGACCUGGGAAGGAGAAAAUAGAGAUUUGUGUCUCUGCAAGCAAGGUCCCAAGUUGAAGUACUCGUUUUAACAACUUGCAAGUGACCUCACCUGUGUUAUAGUGCUUCUAAAAAAUCAUGUGUGUAUAAAACCAAGACAGCCAUAAAGAAAAAAUUAAAAGUCAUAAUCUGAGCUCAACCCCAGUGCUUCCCAAGAUGCUCAGAGGUGACAUAUUUGGUUAAGCAAACAAACAAGCAAACCUUUGAAACAGCUCUUCUGCUGGUGGAGGAACAAGAAGAAGGUGUGUAUAUUGACUAUGUGAGAGUCGAUGCAUGUUCCACUGGCUGCUUCGGGGAGUCGGAUGUGAGAACCCCAGGAAAAAGGUACAUUGGCAGCCCAGCCUCUGCCGAGGUGAAAGGAGGAGGCAGCGUGUCCCAAGCCCCCAGAGAACAGUGAGCUAGGCAGUGAGGCAGGUGGCAGGGACGGUGCUCCCAGCCAGUGUGGGACCCUGCCUCUCUCCCUGGAACCCAAGAGGGGUUGUGCCCACUGCACCUUAGGGGCAGGGAAACGGAAGUCAGGUGAGGCAGUGACAGAGUUCUGGUCUUGUACCCUAGUGGUAAUGCUGGGCACUUUUGCAGAGCUACCUGUAGAAAACGUGAAAAAGAUUUAUCUUUGUUUUGCAUUCCUACUGAGUAUCCAAACCCUAGGUAUCUCAUAUGUAAAAAUGAAAAAUAAUGUAUAUACCGUUUUGUUAAUGUGUUGGAAUAUAUUUUUUAUUAUAAUGUAAUUUCAUACAAUGUAUGCUUUAUAAUUACUUUGUAUCGGUUAUCAUGCUAGAAAAUAUUUAGUUACAUCAUUAAUGUACAUAAUAUAUCUAUAUAGUACCUAUAUAAAAUAUACAUGAUACACAAUAGAACACACAUAUAAAAUUUUAUGAUUACGCAUCAAUGUGAUACAUUUGUUUAUCUAUUAUUUUUAUAUGUAUUUUAUAUUAUUUUUAUGUAAUAUGCUUAGUUGUUUAAUUAUGUUUCUUGGUUUAAUUAUAACGAAAUUAUAUGUAUAAUUCGUAUUUGUAGAAUGUAUAAAACAUGUACCAAAGAUUUAUGUUAUCUUUAGCCUGUAUUCACAGUUUUUCAUCAUAAGAAUGCCUAGAACAUAUAUUUUAUAUGUAUCUUUAAAUAUAUAUAACAUGUAACAUUAUAAAAUGUGAUUGUAACCUCUUUUUAAUUUGGGCUGCACUUUGCCCUAGAACGUGGCUUAGCUGAAUGAAGGACACCACAGGGGAUGCAGCAGUUAAGUGCCUGCAUCCCAUAUGCCUGUGGGAACCAGAAUGGACCUGCAAUCAGGUGUGGAGAUGGGAGAGAGAUAGAGCCUGAUCACACUCCUUACAGCAUAGUGUCUAUUAAACUGCACUUCCAUCCUCAAUUAGACCAGUAUUCUAGUUUUCAGAAGUUAAAUUGUUAUCUUCUCUAAGAACCAGAUUUUAUUUCAAUUUUUUAGCAUUUCCAUGAAGGCUUAUGAAACUACAGCUACAGAAAUAGUAAUAUUACAUUAUUAGUGUUAUUGUUUAUAAAGUUAGCAGGGAAAUGACACAAUUUGAGAGGCUGACUGCACCAAAUAAGCAAAGUAUGCCCUGAAAAUCUACCAGGGCUAAGUACCUAAUUGUUAUAAAUGUGCCUCACAGAGUAGGUCCGGAGCCCCUUCCCAGAACAGCCCCAUGGUGGGGACUACUCACUCCGUUAGAAGGAUGGGGAUCACCAGUGAGAUCUGCUUGGCUGCGGGACCUUCCACAGGCACUUUUUCUUCCGGCAGCAGCAGCGGCUCCAGGGCUUGGAGUCCUC
Molecule: messenger RNA, 4400 nt
Organism: Parus major (Great Tit)
Lineage: Eukaryota; Metazoa; Chordata; Aves; Passeriformes; Paridae
Exons: 1
Coding region: 1033-1896 (287 amino acids)
Biological process (GO): negative regulation of cell population proliferation; regulation of cyclin-dependent protein serine/threonine kinase activity
Cellular component (GO): nucleus
Molecular function (GO): cyclin-dependent protein serine/threonine kinase inhibitor activity; protein kinase binding
Source: RefSeq, a predicted model, not a curated record